Laetiporus sulphureus 93-53 is the source of this 1698-nucleotide messenger RNA. Its product is annotated as Phosphoribosylaminoimidazole carboxylase. Lineage: Eukaryota; Fungi; Basidiomycota; Agaricomycetes; Polyporales; Laetiporaceae. The transcript has 5 exons. Gene Ontology annotation, molecular function: metal ion binding; ATP binding; phosphoribosylaminoimidazole carboxylase activity. Gene Ontology annotation, biological process: 'de novo' IMP biosynthetic process. The record is from RefSeq and is a predicted model, not a curated record. The coding region runs from base 1 to 1554 and encodes 517 amino acids.
AUGCUUGCAGAGGCGGCGUCUCGCCUCAACGUUGAUGUUGUCAUCGGAGAAGAUGCACCUGCGAAGCAGAUUGUCGCUCAAAGGCUUCCUCGCAUUGUGCAUGUCGAUGGAUCCUUCACCGACUUGGCCAAGAUCCGCGAGCUGGCGUUAAAGGUGGACGUCCUCACCGUGGAGACCGAACAUGUCGAUAUCUCUGUUCUGGAUGAUGUGCAGCCUUCGCUUCCUCUUGGUGUGCAUCCCAGCCCGUCCACGAUCCGAACAAUUCAAGACAAGUUCGUUCAAAAGCAGCAUCUGGCCGCGCAUAGUUGUCCAGUGUCUGACUUUAUGCAAGUUGACUCUACCGUUGAAAAUCUGAUGCUCAAGAGCCGUACACUGGCGUACAAUGGCAGGGGGAACUUUGUCGUUCGCGACGUAUCCCAGAUCGACGACGCUAUCCACGCUCUCGGUGACCGGCCAUUAUAUGUGGAGAAAUGGGUGCCCUUCAUUCAAGAGAUCGCUGUCAUCGUAGUGCGCUCGGCGGCCGGCCACGUUGUGUCUUAUCCAGCCGUGGAGACAGUUCAUAAGGACAACAUAUGCCAUCUUGUGUUUGCUCCUCUGCGCUCAAGCGACCCUGCCGUUGCUUCUUGCGCUCGUUCUGUAGCGGAAGCGGCAGUCAAGACGUUGCACGGAUCUGGUGUAUUUGGCGUUGAGAUGUUCCUCAUGGCAGACGGCACGAUAUACCUGAACGAGAUUGCUCCACGGCCACAUAAUUCGGGACACUAUACCAUUGAGGCUUGCGAUACAUCUCAAUACGAGAAUCAUCUCCGCGCGAUAUUGUCCCUGCCACUUGGUUCCACGGCUCUUAAGGUUCCUUCGGCGGUAAUGCUCAACCUCUUGGGCGCAUCAGACAGCAUGGAACGGAUCAAGGCGAUAGCAGAAUAUGCGCUCUCCAUACCUGGCGCAAGUCUCCACCUCUACGGUAAGAAACUUCCGUCACUGAGCGACGAGAAAGAGAUCGAGAUGUACUCGCCGCUGCCUCCGGACAAGGGUCAUUCGCACCGUAGACCGCUCAUUGGCGUUAUCAUGGGCUCCGACUCAGAUUUGCCGGUAAUGCUCGCCACGGCACAUAUCCUCGACCAUUUCAGCGUGGCAUACGAAUUGACGAUCGUCUCUGCGCACCGCACACCUGACCGUCUGGUGGAAUAUGCACGGUCGGCAGCAGCGAGGGGGCCGAGGGCGAUCAUCGCUGGCACUGGCGGUGCGGCUCACCUUCCCGGAAUGGUUGCGGCGAUGACUUCACUUCCAGUUAUCGGUGUGCCGAUUAAGGGCACCUCGCUUGAUGGCGUUGACUCACUGCAUAGCAUUGUGCAGAUGCCCAGGAGAGUUCCUGUUGCGACGGUCGCCAUCAAUAAUGCAACAAAUGCUGGGCUGCUGGCGGUUCGCAUCUUAGGGAAUGGCAUUCCGCAUCGAAUAAGUGCUAUGGACAGCUACCUGACAGAAAUGGAAGGAGAGGUGAUGGCCAAAGUGGAGAAGCUUGAUGAAUAUGGCUGGGAAGAGUAUGGGGUGAAGCACUGAAAUUCAUUUCAAUGCCUGAACGGUUGUAUAUUCCAUCUUUCCACAACAAAACAUUGUCACUCGGUACUCAAUUCGAUAUCGCACCGUCGAAUAUCCAUUAUCUGCAGUGAAGAGCAAUUCUACAGUGUGUGCGGUUAAGUCGCC